CAUUUCUAACCAAAUUGUUUAUCUAAUUUAAUUAUUUUACUUUUCUCUUGUCAAUGUAUUUAAUUGUAAUUCGUUAAUUGUAAAAAGCUACCUUGGUAUAUUCUUCUUCAGUGUUUUCUCCAUUACCUUUCACCGCAAGUUAAUUUUGGUUAAUCGUUUGAUUGUCUUGGUUUACAUUUUGUUUUCUAUUUUUUUCCUUCUUUUCUUUUCCAUGUUUCUUUUCAUAUCCACAUAGACCUUUGAGUAUUUUUCUUGUUUAAUCUUCUUCCAUUUGUCUUUAUUUUAUCGGUAUCUUUUCUAUUUUUCUUUCUCUUCUGCUUUGUUUAUUUGAUUAGCUUUGUCUUUUUUUUCUAUUCUCUUCUUUUCCUUCUCUUUUUGUAUGUUCAAUUCGCCUAGUUGUGUAUGUUCAUUGUCCACCUUCAAGUGAAACUGCAACAACAACAAUAAGAGUCACAAUUGUUCCUCUUUUUUUCUCAAUAUUUAUCAUCUUUUAUUAUUUUCUAAUAUCAUGAGCUCCAUUUUAGAUGCUUAUAAUUCUCUGAAAUCAGAGUUUAAUAAAGUGAGCAAAGAUUUACAAUCAGUUGAUGAUAAUUUGAAAAAAUUGACUGGCGGUCAAUCAAGUUCAAAAAGAAAUUUAAAAAGAACUGCCCUUGAAAGUGAUGGAAACUCUUACAUCGAUAGUAAUUCCGAGGAACCAGCGAAGAGAAAUAAAUUCAUCAGCAAAGCCUUCAGCAGAGUCCAUGGACCUAACUGGCAACCUAAAGAUCCUGCUGGAGACAAUGAUGAUAAAGAAGAUCUACACCAUCGCCCUGUAUUGUUAUCUCAAGUUGUUUCAGCUGUAAAAGAAACUAAAUCACGAAAUGAAGCACUGGAGGAACAGCCACCAGAUGAGAAAAGUAAAGCUCGAAAUAGACGAAUGUUCGGUAUAAUUCUAGGAACUCUACAAAAAUUCCAAUCAGAAGAGUCUCAGAGGAAACAAACGACUGCGAGGAGAGCUCAAAUCGAAGAGAAAUUGGAUCGACAGGCUGAAAAAGAAAGGGAUGUCAUAAGAAAGGAGAAAAAAGAACUUUACAAAAAGAAGAGAGAAAGUCAAGCUCAUCUAAGACGAAUCGAACUUAAAAUGGAACGAGUUCAAGUUCAUCAAGAUUGGGAAAAAUCACACAAAACGUUGAUUAAUUUCAUUCAAACUAAAACUAAGCCUCAUUUGUUUUACAUGCCUAAAGAACAUACUGAUGAAAGCGAGAAAAGAUGGAAACAAACCAAAGAUAAAUAUCGACUCAUACUCGCUGAGAAACGUGCCAAAGUACAAAAGGAAUUAUCUGAAAUCGAUGAAAUGUACAAGAAAGAAACUGAAUUGGAUGACGAAAUGAUGGAUGAUCGUGAUGAUGACAACAAUAAAUCAAUGGAAAUGGAUUCACAUGAGAAUACAAAUUGCGAGGCAAUAAGACCAAUGGAGGAUACGAUAGAUCAAGUGAAAGUUUGUAAUCGUAGGGAUGAAGUUACUGAUAGGAUAGAUAAUGAGAAAGAUGAAACUAACAUUGAUUUAGAAAUUAGUCAAAAAAAUAGUAACAAAAUUAACAAGUACAAUAAGAAAAAAAUUAAUGAUGAUGAUGAGAUUAAAAAUAGUAAUGAAAAUGUUAAACUUACUAAGGAUAACGAUGAUAAUAAUAGAAUUGAUAAUGAAAGUGAAAAAAGUAAUCGAACCAAAAGUGACAGUAGUAAUAAUAAUCAUACCAACAAUAAUAAUAACGGUAAUAAUAAUAAUGAUAAAACUGAGACUAAUGUUGACAAUAAGACGGAUAAUCAACAAAAUGAUGCAGAUAAAUCAUCAUCUGAACAACUUGCCGAAAAGGAGUUCGAGCCAAUCUAUGAUGAUGAUGAAUAAAUCACCAAGCGAAGAAACAAUUUAUUUACUUACCAUCAAACUCUUUUUUUUUAUUACAG
This is a messenger RNA of Panonychus citri (citrus red mite), 1944 nucleotides long. Its product is annotated as pinin-like. Lineage: Eukaryota; Metazoa; Arthropoda; Arachnida; Trombidiformes; Tetranychidae. The coding region runs from base 509 to 1885 and encodes 458 amino acids. Gene Ontology annotation, cellular component: catalytic step 2 spliceosome. The record is from RefSeq and is a predicted model, not a curated record. The transcript is spliced from 6 exons.